UGGAUGAAAGUUUUAGGGGCCCUUGUUUUUAGCCCGAAGCGAUGGCUUUCUAAGCUUCUGGCCAGAGCCGGCCCUGGAUGUUCUGCACAUGUUUGUUAUGCUGCAGCAAAUGAGGCUGCAGAAAUUAAAUGUUGUUUUGUUCUAAUGUUGAGGCUUUCUACAGGGAGCUCAGUCUAAUCGGUACAUCUUGGGUGCAGAAGUUUUAGUUGCACAAAAUGGACGAGGUGGCAGAUGAAUAUUUUAAAGAAGUUUCGCGUUUCACCUUUGGUGAUGACCGGCGCAACUUUAUGAAGCUAAUGAAAGGGACAUCUCAAUAUCUCAUGCCUGAGGUUAUGGUCUCUAUUUGCGGUUAUAACGCAGUAAAGUGUGCCAGUGCUUUGCUUAAAGGAGAGACUGGUCUAAUCGUGGAUCUUAAUGUUCCCUUAAAAGAGGGGCGAUAUCCAUUGCAUUUGAUGGCAGAAUGUAUGUCCUACCGUAUGAUCAAUUUGUUUCUUCGUCAUGGAGCUCAAGCUGACGUCAAGACCAAAGAUAGUGACACUUUAAAGGGUGGCUUUUUGCCUCUCAACGUUUCACUCGAAAUGCUGGGAUAUCAUGAAUACCUGGUGGAUUGGACUCCAAAAGAUUCUAUCUUCAAGUUAAUUAUGUUACUUUGCUUGCCAAAAAUGAAAAUACCACUUGAAGUUAAUAAGUUGCUUGCACGGAAGACAAAGCGGGUUGAUGACGUAUUUUACUAUUAUGCCUUGGAGGGAAAACUGAUUGAGAUGACAGCUCUGCUGAUGGUGGCCAGGAAAAGGGUAAUGGCUGGUUUUGAAGGAAGCAUGGAUAUCCGCCAACACCUAUUUGAUGAGAUGACAUGGAUAACUCAUGAUGAGACCAGAUUAAUGGGACAUGGUAACGGUGGUAAGUCAGUUCGUGGUUUUAAGGAUAAGAAGGAGGUGAUAAUGUCUGCAUUUGUGUUGCUCGAAGUAUUUGAGAAAGCUGGUGAUCGUAUUGAAGCAUAUGUGCGGUCUGUACAAAGUAAAAUGACUGAACAAGAGGUGAUCAAGGACAUUAUGUGUCUACUCAAUGAAGCGGGGAUUAUUGUGAAGGACAAUGACAUUGAUUUGAGCAACAUAGACUGGUUUUGGAACCUAUUCACUUAUUUCAUCUCCUCAAUUUUAAUUUCACUAUUUCAUUUCUUAUUUGAUUUGAUUGUGAGCUUGAUUUUUCUAAUGCAUGUGUAUUUUCUGUGCCCUGCUGCUCUUUAUAGUGAAACUGACAAAAUCAAGCUGGAAACACAAGAACUAGAAAAUAAAAGGCGUCAAUUACAUGAUCUUGGCAUGCCGGUCCAAUCACUAUCAGGCAGUUUCUGUGCCAAAAAGAAUCCAGUUACUACCUACAAGAAUGAGCACGCACAGUCAACAUUGAGAUUCUUCAAACCUGGGUCCCCACUUUUACAGCCCGGCGUGCGGUAUUAUUUUUCAGUGCUCGGCAUUUUUGACCUUGAGGAGAAGAAGACCACAACAAAAAAUUCCAUCCCUUAUCUUCUAUCAAUGAAGACAUAUUCACGGUUUGCAUUAUUGAUCAAGAAAGGGAUAAGGCGCAUUUGAUUUGCUGGAAGCCAGAAACAUCAUAUCUUAAGACGAGGAGAGUCCACGCCUUGGAGAAUUCAAAUCACAUCAUCACAAUCUCCAUGCCUUGGAGAAUUUGAAUCGCAUCAUCACAAUCUCCUUCAAUAACUACUUUUUCUAUCCCCUCUCGCAAGCAAUCAUCAAUCCCACAAAGAGUUGCGACUAACCCGGCCUCAAAAGUUGACCUAACAAAAGGAAGUUGUCCAUGGCACACACUCUUAAUAGAUCUAGACGAGUUCCUAAUUAAAGAUGCAUGCGCUGCUCCGUAAACAAUUCCUUUUUCCCCCUCAAUAUAUGAGGCAUCGAAAUUCAAUUUAUCCCAAUCAGGUGGAGGUUUCUCCCAAUUACUUAAAAUCAAAACCUUGUGGCGGAGCAAUGUUCAUGGGGCCUUUCCAAAAAUAAGGAUCUCACAUUUCUCUAUUAACUGCUGAAUGUCUUUUUUAUACACAUCUGACGUUCUCAAAAUCCAUGACAUGAAGUCUUCUACAGACAAUAACUUGGGUUUUGGGUGUUUAGCUAAGAUCAAUUCCUUGUAGUCUUCAAUACUACCCUCCGUGAAAAUUCCUUUCUCAAUCAAAUCAUGCACAAAACACUCUUCAAAGAUUGCACGAAGUAGGUCAAAUUUGUCCGAAAUACGCUUGUCAUGAGCAUCGCACUUUGCAAUCUUAGUGCACCGUGCUAGCAACGAACCAGCAAAGGUAGAGCUGAAUCUCAUUUGAUUCAAUUAAGUAUCAAAAUAUCUGCAGUCAACAAUUAAUUUGUGAUACUUUGAUACUUAAUUGACUAUAGAUUUACAUUAAAUUACAUUCAGCUCUACCUUUGCUGGUUCGUUGCUAGCACGGUGCACUAAGACUGGAAGGUGCGAUGCUCAUGACAAGCGUAUUUCGAGCAAGUUUGACCUACUUCGUGCGAUCUUUGAAGAGUGUUUUCUGCACGAUUUGAUUGAGAAGGGAAUUUUCAAGGAGGGUAGUAUUGAAGACUACAAGGGAUUGAUCUUAGCAAAAAACCCAAGUUAAUGUCUGUAGAAGACUUCAUGGAUCUUGAGAACGCCAGAUGUGUAUAAAAAAGACAUUCAACAGUUAAUAGAGAAAUGUGAGAUUCUUAUUUUUGGGAAGGCUCCAAGAACAUUGCUCCACCACAAGGUUUUGAUUUUAAGUAAUUGGGAGAAACCUCCACCUGAUUGGGAUAAAUUGAAUUUCAAUGCCUCAUAUACUGGGGGAAAAAAGAAUUGUUUACGGAGCAGCACAUGCGUCUUUAAUUAGGAGCUCGUCUGGAUCUAUUAAGAGUGUGUGACAUGGACAACUUCUUUUCGUUAGGUCAACUUUUGAGGUUGAGUUAGUCUUAGCUCUUUGUGGGAUUGAUGAUUGCUUGCGAGAGGUGAUAGAAAAAGUAGUUAUUGAAGGAGAUUGUGAUGAUGUGAUUCGAAUUCUACAAGGCGUGGACUCUCCUCGUCUGCAAUAUCGUGACAUAUUCAAGUAAAGCCUUUCGUUUCUUGUUAUUAUGUUCAAUUAGAGUUAUUUAUACAUUCUUUUUUGCGGCGUUAUAUUUGAGAAAUUGGGGAUGUUCAAGGAUUACAGAGUUGUACACAUAUACAGAGAACGCAAUAGUGCGGCUGAUGGAUUGGCCUUUGCUACCGCCCAAAAAUACAAUUCGCUACUUGUGUUAAACGUGAUUUAGAUGAUACGCGUUUGCUAUUUCGCAUUAACCAAGAUGAAAAAAAGUGUCACCUGUAGUAGAAAGCUGCAAAAGAAGCCUGUGCGUAUAUUGCUGAUGAUGAGGACAUAGACUAAUUGAUGCGCGUGUCUGCUUCUUGGUGGUGGUUCUUCUCAGAUUUUUGGGGGUUGUAAUUGGCGUUUUCCGGGUUCCGACAAACAAUUUUGGCUUGUAAACAUUCCACACUAUAUGUAUUUUUCAUUUGGGUA
Molecule: messenger RNA, 3532 nt
Organism: Rhododendron vialii
Lineage: Eukaryota; Viridiplantae; Streptophyta; Magnoliopsida; Ericales; Ericaceae
Exons: 8
Coding region: 216-1589 (457 amino acids)
Biological process (GO): positive regulation of protein catabolic process; protein ubiquitination
Molecular function (GO): protein binding
Source: RefSeq, a predicted model, not a curated record